AUGGGUUCCAGCGCGAAAAAGAAGAAGGAAAAAAAGAAGGAUUUCCAAAAAACAAAACUGCGAGUCGGCAAGACCAAAGCAAAGCCUGAGAACUUCACCGACACCAGCUUCAAGGCCAAAUCCAUCGUCCUCAACCAACAAUCUCUGCACAUCUCGGCGCCCUCCGCCGACGCCCAAUUCACCCACCAUCUCUCCCUCACCUCGUCCAAAUCCGACACGCAGCGCCGCGACUCCCUCGCCCACCUGACGACCUCCAUCGUCUCGCGGCCCGUAGACUCCCCCCUCCCGCAGCCCGUCAGCGCCAUCCUCCCCACGCUGCUGCCCCUCAUCCUCGACGCCAGCAACGGCGUCCGCACGCAGCUGCUCAAGCUGCUGCGCGCGCUCCCGCCCGCCGACGUGCAGGACCACGUCGCGCAGCUGCUGCCGUACAUCCGCGCCGGCAUGACCCACCUCGCGGCCGACCUCCGCGUGUCCGCCGUCGAGGUGCUCGCGUGGCUGGUCGACGUCGCGGGCGCCGAGGUCGUCGCCUGCGCCGGCGGCUGGAUCAAAACGCUCAACUGCUUUCUGUCCGUGCUGGGCUGGCACACCGAGGAGUCGUCCAAGUGGUCUUCGUCGUCGUCGGCGUCGGUAUCCGCGUCCGCGUCCGCGACGCGCGCCUCCUUCGGUAAGGCCGGGGCCCAGGGAAAGCCCAUGAUCAAGAUGCUGGGCGCGCUGGCGGAGUUCCUGCAGGUCGGGAUCGGGCGGCCCGCGGAGGCGGCGAUCGGGCUGGACGCGAGCGACGCGGAAGCCGGGGUCGCCGGCUGGGAGUUCCCGCUGCGCCACGCGGCGCAGCAUAUGGUGCCGCGGUCGUCGGCGCCGUACAUCCAUCUGAACCUGUUCGGGCAGCCGCGGGACGAGGAAGGCGAGAUGUACGAGACGCGCGAGGACCGGUACCGGGUUUUCGCGAGCCGGUUUCUCGGCGCGGUGCAGCGCGGGUUGGAGGGGGCGCGCGGCGAGGGCGGCGAGGUCGGCCGGGCGUCGGCGGGGGUGAGUAAGGUGCUUAAGGAGGCGAUUGCGUACGGGCCGGGUCCUUGA
Aspergillus clavatus NRRL 1 is the source of this 1074-nucleotide messenger RNA. Its product is annotated as IPI1/TEX10 family protein. Gene Ontology annotation, cellular component: nucleus. Gene Ontology annotation, biological process: rRNA processing. The record is from RefSeq and is a predicted model, not a curated record. NCBI's taxonomy places the organism in Eukaryota, Fungi, Ascomycota, Eurotiomycetes, Eurotiales, Aspergillaceae. The transcript is spliced from 3 exons. Bases 1 to 1074 code for a protein of 357 amino acids.